CUCUAAUCUUGUAUGCAACAGCAGUACUCACCUGGGCGUUUACAUUCCUCAUGGUUGGCCUCUACCCUAACCUUGCCAAGGGUAACACGCCGGUUAUGUUACUCGUGACCAUAACAUCGACCGCUAUGUUCGCUACUAUUGUCCGCGUGUUCGACGGCACAUUGGAUGCAGUUCCUCUAAUCCAGGGCAUCGAAGUAUCUGGAUACACUUUGCUCGGUCUCGCCUAUGUCAUCUUCAUCGUGUUGACAAUCGGACUAUCAUACGAGAUAUACAAGGAACAAUCGGAGGUGGGGGGUUCGUCGAAGGCGGGUGUUUCAGAGACAGGAGUUUCGGAGACGGGGAAUCCCAGUCAUAUCCUCAUUGACACUAUCGAAACGAUCACUCCUGACCCUGAAAGUUAACCAAAGUAUUCUUUACUAGUAAGUCGUUGUAUUCCUGAUUAAC
Suillus subalutaceus is the source of this 444-nucleotide messenger RNA. RefSeq lists its product as uncharacterized. The transcript has 2 exons. Lineage: Eukaryota; Fungi; Basidiomycota; Agaricomycetes; Boletales; Suillaceae. The coding region runs from base 51 to 401 and encodes 116 amino acids. The record is from RefSeq and is a predicted model, not a curated record.